This is a messenger RNA of Eucalyptus grandis, 1297 nucleotides long. RefSeq names its product ras-related protein Rab2BV. The record is from RefSeq and is a predicted model, not a curated record. Gene Ontology annotation, cellular component: endosome. Lineage: Eukaryota; Viridiplantae; Streptophyta; Magnoliopsida; Myrtales; Myrtaceae. Gene Ontology annotation, molecular function: GTPase activity; GTP binding. The coding region runs from base 301 to 951 and encodes 216 amino acids. The transcript is spliced from 3 exons.
CCCCCGUCAUCGCCUCCUCCUCCUCCUCCGUCGUCAAUCGCCGAUCGCCCCCGCCCCCGCCUCCGGCGUCCCCGAUUCUCCCCUUCUCCAGCCCCUGUCGAAUCGCGGCUUCCCGUCCGCUCCCCCUCGUCCCGAGCCCCCCCGCGCGAUCCCCGCCUCCUGCUGCCGCUCCUCCUCCCUCCUCCUCCUCCCGAUCCGGGGCGGGCCCAUUCGAUCCGAUUCUCGGGGGGCGUGCCGAUCCGUCGCUUCUCGACUUUCUCUUCUCCGCGUUUGGGUUUUUUUUUUAGGGGCGAUCGGGGGAUGGCGAACCGGGUGGAUCACGAGUACGAUUACCUGUUCAAGAUCGUCUUGAUCGGGGACUCCGGCGUCGGCAAAUCGAACAUCCUCUCGAGGUUCACGAGGAACGAGUUCUGCCUGGAAUCUAAGUCCACCAUCGGCGUUGAGUUCGCGACGAGAACCCUGCAGGUUGAGGGAAAGACUGUCAAGGCACAAAUAUGGGACACUGCUGGUCAAGAGCGAUAUCGAGCCAUUACCAGUGCAUACUACAGGGGAGCAGUGGGUGCUUUGCUAGUUUAUGACAUAACAAAGAGGCAAACCUUUGACAAUGUCCAGAGGUGGCUUCGGGAGCUGAGGGACCAUGCAGAUUCUAACAUAGUUAUUAUGAUGGCUGGGAACAAGUCUGAUUUGAACCACCUAAGAGCUGUCCCGGGGGACGAUGGUCAAGCCCUGGCUGAGAAGGAGGGUCUUUCAUUUCUUGAGACUUCAGCAUUGGACGCAACAAACAUUGAGAAGGCGUUUCAGACAAUUUUGACAGAGAUCUACCACAUCAUAAGCAAAAAGGCAUUGGCAGCUCAGGAAGCUGCUGCUACUACGCUUCCUGGUCAAGGGACCACAAUUAAUGUCGCUGAUGCCACAGGGAAUGCCAACAAGAGAGGCUGUUGUUCUACUUAAGGCGACACUGUGAUUCAGGAGACAAAAUUUGAGUGGUAAUUAACCCCAGCAGCUUAGAUAUGAGCCCAUUUUCUUUUGGGUCAACGAGACAUUUGUAGAAUAUUUGUGGUGUUCUUUUCCUCCCCCGUUUAAUUUUUCUUUUUACUUUGUUGAGGUGUGACCAGACCUGAUGAACGGUAUUUUUAGCUUCUGAAGAGGCGAUACUUUGUUUAUUCUUUUUGUCAUUUUCAGUAAGAGUAGAAUGCAGCAAUUUGGCUAGGUGGAGACUCUGUCCAAUGGGUGGCCCGGCAUAGAGUUGUUCAGAAGUGGUUAUCGGUUAUACAAAACUAGUGCGUCCCUUUCGGCC